AUGGAACUAGGGCAACCUAGCUCAAAGACAAUCUUGACAGUGACAAAUGUCAAAACUCUCUUAGAGCAUUUCCACCCAUUUGUCAUGGCAAAAGUUGCUUACGUCACAAUGACGUCAACGUUAAGUCAUCUUGCCCAAGCAGCAGCCGGAGCAAGUCUUGCCUUGGGCCUUGCCCAGGCUGGUGGAACCUAG
Messenger RNA from Prunus armeniaca (apricot), 192 nucleotides. The record is from the annotation of a GenBank genome assembly. NCBI's taxonomy places the organism in Eukaryota, Viridiplantae, Streptophyta, Magnoliopsida, Rosales, Rosaceae.